AGAAGAAGAAGAAGAAGAAGAAGAAGAAGAAGAAGAAGAGGAAAGGAAGAGAGGAAAAAAAACAGAAACACUGGAUCACAUGACCGCCUCCAUUAUUUCCUGCAGCAGCAGCAGCCUCUCCGCUACUCGCCCCUGCCUGCCUGCCUGCCUGCCUGCGACAGCCCAGCAGUGGUGUGGUCUCUUUGAACGCACAUUGACGGAAAGAAAAAACACUCCAUACGUAGUGAAGGCCUCUGCCACACUGAAAGCCCUGUUUCAGUCACAGCGACGACGGAUAUAAACACACAUACUUACGAAUAUACAUCUUUUCUAAUCGCAGUUGCUCUUUUUUUUUUUUAUUUAAAUUUGAUAGCGUUGUGAAAAGCCAGUCCUUAUAAUGGCGACAGCUGCGGUGUCUGCCCCUGCUGGCUGCGGCCCCAGCCCGGGGACGGGAACGGAGCUGGUCCGCGGGCAGGCCUUCGACGUCGGGCCUCGGUACAGCAACCUCUCCUACAUCGGGGAAGGUGCCUACGGGAUGGUGUGCUCUGCCUAUGACCGGGACAACAAGAUACGUGUGGCCAUUAAGAAGAUCAGUCCAUUUGAGCACCAGACGUACUGCCAACGCACCCUGAGAGAGAUCAAAAUCCUGCUGCGCUUCAAACAUGAGAACAUCAUCGGAAUCAACGACAUCAUCCGCACACCAACCAUUGACCAGAUGAAGGAUGUAUAUAUUGUCCAGGAUCUCAUGGAGACAGACCUGUACAAGCUCCUGAAGACUCAACACCUGAGCAAUGAUCAUAUCUGCUACUUCCUCUACCAGAUCCUACGAGGGCUCAAGUACAUCCAUUCUGCCAACGUCCUGCACCGUGACCUGAAGCCUUCCAACCUCCUGCUCAACACCACCUGUGAUCUCAAGAUCUGUGAUUUUGGUUUGGCUCGUGUGGCUGAUCCUGACCAUGAUCACACUGGUUUCCUGACAGAGUAUGUAGCCACUCGUUGGUACCGAGCACCUGAGAUCAUGCUCAACUCUAAGGGCUAUACCAAGUCCAUAGACAUCUGGUCAGUGGGUUGCAUCCUGGCUGAGAUGUUGUCCAACAGACCAAUUUUUCCCGGGAAGCACUACUUGGAUCAGCUUAACCACAUUUUGGGGAUCCUGGGUUCUCCCUCUCAGGAGGAUCUCAACUGCAUCAUCAACAUCAAGGCCAGGAACUAUCUUUUGUCGUUGCCUUUGCGCUGCAAAGUGCCGUGGAAUCGCCUCUUCCCCAAUGCUGAUCCCAAAGCGCUGGACCUGUUGGACAAGAUGUUGACCUUUAACCCUCACAAGAGGAUUGAGGUGGAGGAGGCCCUGGCGCAUCCCUACCUGGAGCAAUAUUACGACCCCACAGAUGAGCCUGUCGCUGAGGCCCCGUUCAAGUUUGACAUGGAGCUGGAUGACCUACCCAAAGAGACACUGAAGGAGCUCAUCUUUGAAGAAACUGCACGUUUCCAGCCUGGCUUUAGGUCUUAACAUCUCACACAGAUGAUUCUGUGGACUGGCUUCUGCGUUUGCCACUGCUCCUCCCCGCCUCCACACUGUUGCUGUGAUAGGGUUUUUUUUUGUUGUUGUUGUUGUUGUUGUGAGUGUUGAUUUUCUUUUUCUUUUUUUUUCCUCUCCUGUUGUCCACAUCACCUGGAUUCCUUGGGUCUCACUCGUCAAGUCCACUUUGCUCAGGAAUGGCGUCAGGAAUCAAUCAAUCAAUCUCAUCCUUUCUCUUUCUCUCUUUCUCUCUCUCUCUUUCUCGCUCUCUCGCUCUGAGGUGAGGAGUCAGGGGAAGGGGGAGGUCAUGUCACAGCUUACAGUUUGGGGGUGGUUUUGUGUUUCAAGCCAAGAUAAACAAUUUUUUUGUGUCUAAAAAGGCGUUUGGCUCUGGCUAUUCCUAUUCAAGACCUUUCAUGUCCAGUUGAAUAACAGUGAUAGACUAGCUGUUGUGGUUUUUGGUGCAGCUGUUGUGGUUAUAACUCUGCCUACAUUGCACAAACAACGAUAGAUUACUUAUAAGAAUCAUCCAUCACAAAUAAGGUCUUUUGAAUUUUCUAACCUUUGUCGCACUGUUACAAGGGAUACCUUGAACUUUAUCUUUUUUCUCUUUCUCUUUAUCUCUUUGGGGGAAAAAAAGAAGAAAAACCUGAAUUCAAUCAACUGAUUUAUGCAAUGAAAUCACAUAAUCAGCCAGAGACUUUGCAGGCCACAAGCCAUCACUUGGUGUUGAUGAGGAUCUGUAUUUUAACAAAGACCUUGUAUUUUAAUGCUUACACACACACACACACACACACACACACAAACAGCACAACUGGCCCAAAUGCAAAUAUAUACAUAAAUAUAAGUAUAUAAAUAUAUAUAUGUAUAGUCCAAAGAGUCUUAAGAUAUUUUAAUUGCAAGGGUGAUGGUGAUGAUAGAAGGUGAAUCAGAUGAAUUUCUAAUCCUUUCAUUACAAACAAAAAGUUUUCAUUCCUCAUCUUCUAAAUGCACCAAAUAACAGAUGCAUUGAAAGGUUUCAUCAACUUCUGCCUUAGCCAUGAGAAACUAAAGGAAACGUCUGUUUAUUUCACACAAGUCUGUAUGUACAGUACGAUACUUUUCAGUGUCAGGACAAGAAUUCAGUUACCGCACAGAACUCGUUUUCGUCUGGAGGAUGUGUUGUCGUGCCUCCCUCUUUGUCCUGUUUCAUGUUUUCCUUUCUCUUCUUCAGUCUCCGUUGAUCUCUCUCUUUUGCCUUGUUAGAAUAAUACUGUGCCCUUUGCAUGACUGUUAUAAGCUCUGUAUACAAAGACAACGAUGUUAAGUGCCACACAAGCCGGGCAGACCCACCAGGUGAGCGCCCAGGCCUUUUCUGGUCCACCUUUUUGUGGUAUAUCGCACUUCCUAAUCACAUGGUGCUUUUCGUCCUGUUUCUUUAUUUUGCUCCACCCUUCUUUCGUCUCUUUUUAUUUGGUUUCCAUCAUUGCUAAAGUCUACAGAUUUAAGUCUCUUCGUUUCCAUCUGCAUGCUAAAACGUCUUGUGGUUGCAAAUAGGAGAAUAACCAUAUAUCUGUAUUUAUAUCACAAAAAACCACCACGCAUGUUUUUUCCUGAACCUGAGAAAUGGGAUCCAGGCGUGACACACAAAAGAAAAACAUACUCAAAUGUAAAAGAUCAUGUUUUACAUUUCAUCCUUUGAGAACUUUUUUCUUUUUUUUGCUUUAAAUGCACAUUUUCAUGCUGAAAGAAACAGUUGGCAGUGUCAGCACCAGCAGACAUCUGCAGUCGAACUUAAAAAAGUACCAUACUUUCACGUCAGUAACUGCUGAUUAAAGACUGUUGAAUUUGAAGAUUUUAUGUCAAGUGAAAGGAAUUUUGAUUUUAAAGUUUAUAUAUGUGGAAACUAUGUAUGUGGGAAAAACAAACAAGCCAGAAGCACCGAGGCUUCAUCAACCAACUGUAUCGUUUUAUUAUCACUGCGGCGCCUAAUAGCUGUCAAUUCAGUUUGUUUACAAGUGGGCCUCAAAUCCAGUUUCAUGGUACGCCUAGCCUUUUGCUAGGUUACAGUACUGCAACUUAAAAAAAAUUAAAAAGUUCAUUUGGUAAUGUGUGAGUGACCUCAUGAAUAAAACAAAGUAGUAUUAUUUACGACACUAAAGCAUCUCCAUGUAAAUUAAAGUCAAAAUCUACCUGAAUGGAUUCUUCAAGAAUAUUUCUCUGCUGGCACUUAACGUUUAAAAAAAGAUUAGAGAGUCUAAAGUAAGACCGUUUCAGAGCUAUCGAGCUGCUUCGGCUGAUUUUUUUUUGUUUUUUUUUGUUUCAAUGAUAAAAAUGUAUGUAGUCUGUAACAAAAGUAUUGGAUGAGCCGUAAAACUCAUGAUUUCUUUGUUAUGGUCAGAAGAUGAGUGAAACUAAACUCUUGUUCUAUAUUUGCAUACAUGUCAAAAAGAAAGCUUGACUUGUACAAACAUUUUCUGAGGGCGGAGCUGCUCUGGUCGAAUUAAAUCACAGUGGACACAGAGCAUAAGAACUGCAGUUUAACUUUGUCUUUUUCUUUUGUUCUGACUAAAUAAUGUUGGACUGAAACUGAGCGGAAAAGUCGGGCCUAAGAGUGACGCUAAUGCUCUGUUGAAAUGCACUCAAGCCAUAAUCAGUCUGUUGCACCUCUGACCACACCCAACAGUAAUGUCAUGGCGUACUGACACAUCCUGUAGUACACGUCUACAUCACUGCAGCCAGAUUAGAAGUUAAACCACUGGAGGUCAGCAAAAAACAAGAUUUUCAGACUUUAAAAUGCUCUUUUAGACUUCAGAUUACUCUGUAAUUAUAUAAGGAAGAUAGCUAGCCUACUGACAUGAGAUGAAAAAUGUGUUCAUGAUUUAUUGAGAAAAAUACGAAGUUCUUGAUAUUCUUCAGAUGUUUUCUUUAAAGAACUAUGUAAUUUGGUACUAACUGUAGGUAAUUAUAGAAAAUGUUCAAUAUAGGGACAGCAAAAUAUUAUUUCUGUCAUAUAAUGUUUAUUAUUUUUAUAAUUAAAUAUUUAGUCUGGACCAACAGACCAAAACCAAGAGAUAUUACGUUAACAAUGAAGAAAUGAUGAAGAAAAACUGCAAAUCCUCAUAUUUUUGUAGAAGCUGUAACAGUCAAAUGUUUAGUAUGUGGCCUUGAUAAAUUAGUGAAUAAAAUGACUUCAGUUGAUCGUUAAUUGAUUAAUCAUUUGACACACACUAAUCAUUGCAUCCCUUGUGUUAAAUGCAUUCACUUCCAACUAAUCAAUUCCAAUUAACUGCUAAGAUAGCAUAACUGAGAGUCUUAAAACUAGUACAGAACAGGUCAGAUGAACAUAAUGUCAAAUUUGUCUCCAUCCAAGCAUGAAAUACAGCAUCAGUGAAAAAGAGUUUCCAAUAAUAAAUGAAUGAUGAAGUAUAAGCGUCCUUUUAAAUUUCACACAUUAAACUAAAAUAAUUGUCUCUACUUUCAGUAGAAUUGGUGCAAAGUUAUACAGCUCUUUACAGGAAACUUUCAAGUGGAUAUCAGGAGAGAACUGACCUGCAAAGAUCAAACAAAUUUACGUUUGAGAAAUUAAAUUUUUGAUCCGAGUUCUCACUGCUGCUCACACCCAAAGAACUGUUUUUGUUGGUUUUGUUGACAGAGAUUUAACUCAUCUGAUGACGUUUGGGGGGGGAAAAAAAUAAAAUAAAAAAAGUUUAUGACCAAAACUUCAAUACAGAAAUGACAGUUUUUGCGUUCAUAAAUUUCACCUGAGCAGACGUUGAACGUGAGGUAAAGACUCUGUCCCAGUACUCCUCACACUCGCUGUGUACACCCGUCUGUCAGGCGUUUUAUCAAAUGCACUUGCUUCUACAGUAGUUGGGAUGGGACUUGUAAUCCGAGGUGCCUGCCGGGACUUGACUUAACUGUAGAUAGUCUUUUGGGGAGGGAGGGGCGGGGGGCGAUAUUAAGGGCACUGGAAACCUUACUGGGAUUAGUUGUAUGAAAAAGCUUCUGCUGAGUUCUUUGUGCAACCUGUCUGUUUGUGCCUUUUUCUUGAUAUACAAGAUUUGAUGUGCAGCUUUCGUUUAGUCAGGAAUCCGUUGUAAUCGCAGUAUAUGCUCUUAAAAAUGAACACAAUCAAGUCUGGGGGUGGGAGGGAUCACGGGUGGGUACCUUAUCCUUUCAGUUAUGUAAAUUUUAAAGACUUGUUGCCACAGCCGUGUGAUUUGUGACUGUAUUGAAAAGAUGAAAAGCAAACAUUUAUAUUUUUUGCGUUACCCUUUAUCCUUGAGCCUAAUUUUUUUCCCUUCUUUUUUGAUGUUUUUGUGCAGAUAUUUUUAUUGUAUAAUGAAUGUUAUGUUUCUAUCAGACACUAAUCUUGUUUGAGUUGUCUCCAGUGGAACUACUUCACUCUGUAUGUUUCGAUCAGUAUAAACCUUUAAUUGUGUAGUUAACAUUUCUGAAAGAUUAAAAAAAAAAAAAAAAAAAAAAAAAAAAAAAAAAAAAGAGAGAUCCUUGGUUAUAUUCUAAAGGUUCCUGUUCGACCUGCCAUAGAAAUUGUUUGAAUUGAUUGGUCAGUAUUAUUUUGCUGUCGUGUGAAGGAUUUGACUUGAACGAAGCAUUUCUUUGCUAUUAUUAAAGACUGACUGCCACUUUGAAAAAAUCUGUUUUUUAAUGUUUUUUUUUUCUUUUUGCAACUCUGCCAUGACAUUUAAAUAGACGUUCAUUAAAAACACUGUACCUUCA
Molecule: messenger RNA, 6217 nt
Organism: Larimichthys crocea (large yellow croaker)
Lineage: Eukaryota; Metazoa; Chordata; Actinopteri; Sciaenidae
Gene: mapk1
Product: mitogen-activated protein kinase 1
Exons: 9
Coding region: 377-1486 (369 amino acids)
Biological process (GO): protein phosphorylation
Molecular function (GO): ATP binding; MAP kinase activity
Source: RefSeq, a predicted model, not a curated record